GUGGAUACCUAUAAAUAUAUCCUCAUGUAAAAAGAAAAAAUUUUCUUCUCGUUUCCCAAAUCUUUUGUACCGCUCCGUUGCGCCCAUCUCCUUCCUGUCGCUAGCGGCGGAGUUACAUUGUCGGCGGCAGAGCAAACCGGCGACAGUGGAAUCUCGAAGCUCACAAGCUCGUUAUGCUCGAUUCUUAAAGGAUAUUUCGACGAUAUUUUCGUUUCUCUUGUUUUCCUAUAGGAUCGGGAUUCUUCUCCAUUCUCACCACGGAUCCGGUGAUUUAGGGUGCUAAUUGAUUGAUCGAUUAUGGAAAGGGGUGGUGCGUCGGGUGAGCGGUCACGGAUUACUACGAAGACUCCUCGGAGCUCUUCGAAUUGCUUAAGUUUAAAGGAAAAAAGCGAUGGGCUUUGCGGGAGUGUGUCCUGUACUGGAACUAGGCGGAAUUUUCAGAAGAGGGGAUCCAAAGUGAUUGUCAGUGACUCCGAAUCAAGUGAUGAGUUUAUGAAACCUCCACCUAGGAGCGUUGACCGCAAAACCCUUGCAUCGAAAGAGAAGUUUGCUCGGAAGAAGGAUAGGGCUAAGCAUGAUCGAAAUGAGUUUGUGAGGAGGAACAACGAUGCGUCAGGCAACUUAGAUGUCUUUGAGUUCGACGAGUACGAUGGGUUUGAUAGCGCAAAUUUGAGGAGGAGACGUUUUGAUAACGGCCGUGUUGGUGUUAGCGGAAGAAGCUCUUUUGCACCCAGAAGGGUCGAUAGUAGUGGGGAAGGGUCUGGAUCAGGCAGGGACGGUAUAUUCGUUAGGAGAAAAAAACCAUUCGUAAAUGGCGCGACUAGUAUGGGUUCGCAGGAGAAGCUGAGUAGUGAAUCUGAUUCUGAUGAACCAAUAAGGGUGCAAGGGAGAAACGGUGUACUCAAGGUGAAGGUAAACAGUAAGACGAGCACUCUUCCUGCUUCAAUCAGUCACCAGGAAGCAGAAAUAUAUGAGAGGCCGCCUUCAUCUAGGAAGGCACGAAAGCUUGAGAAUGUUGUAGUAAAGCAAAUCCUUAGGAGAUCAAACAAUGCUGACACUGAUUCAGAGUCAGAAGAUAGCGACAAGUCGAGGAAAUCGAAGAGGAGGAAGCCAAAGUGCCAGAAUUCCAAGAAGGAAGUCAAUACCAAGCCUAAAUCGUUAUUUUCUGAACCGGUGAAGCCUGCUGUGAGGGAAGAAAGAGGAGGACGGCGUAGUGGUGGAACAGAGAAGCAAAGGUUACGCGAGCGCAUUAAGGGAAUGCUUACUGAUGCAGGAUGGACUAUAGACUAUAGGCCUAGAAGGAACCAGAGUUACCUGGAUGCUGUUUAUGUAAACCCAUCAGGAGUCGCAUACUGGUCAAUAAUUAAAGCGUAUGAUGCACUUCGGAAGCAGUUGAAGGACGAAGAAAUUGAUGCUAGAUCUGGGAAGGAUGCUGCUGCAGUUGCUUCAGUAUCAGAGGACAUUGUGAACAAUUUAGCAAGGAAGGUGAAGAAGACACGGACUGAGAUGUCGAAGACACAGAAAAAGGAUUCCAGUGGUAGCGAGAGUGAUGGAGAUGAUGAAGGAGGAGUGGACAGCGAUACCCGUGAAGAGAGGAUGGGUUCAUUCGUAAAGCUGUCUGGGAAAUCGAAAAAAAGAGGAAGAAGCGAUGGGGAUGAUUUACACUCGAAGAGUAAAAGGUUGCCGUACUAUCAUGAUGCAAGGCCAUCCUCUAGAUCAGAUUCACAUUAUCUACAUGGAAGAAAAAGCAAAAAAAUUGGAAGAUGUACUUUGAAGGUGCGUAGCUCUGAGGAUAAAAAGAAUCCAGCGAUCAACGGCUUCAAUCCAUACUCUGGCAAAAGGACAUUGCUCUCUUGGUUGAUUGAAUGUGGAGUUGUCCAAUUAAGACAAAAGGUGCAAUACAUGAACCAUGAAUGUACAAAGGUGAUGCUGGAGGGUUGGAUUACAAGAGCGGGAAUUCAUUGUGUUUGCUGCAGUAAAAUCCUCACGCUUUCCAGGUUUGAGAUCCAUGCUGGGAGCAAGUCAUGUCAGCCUUUCCAAAACAUUUAUCUGGAAUCUGGCAGUUCUCUUCUUCAUUGCCAAAUCAAAGCGUGGAAUAUGCAAAAAGAUGCUGAGAAUCUUGGUUUUCAUAACGUGGACACCGAUGGUGAUGAUCCAAAUGACGAUGCUUGUGGUAUAUGUGGCGAUGGUGGAGAUUUGAUUUGCUGUGACGGUUGUCCAUCAACAUACCAUCAAACCUGCCUAGGUAUGGAGGUGCUUCCUGUGGGUGACUGGCACUGUCCAAAUUGCACAUGCAAAUUUUGUGAUGCUGCUGUGGAUUCUGGUGGCGAGGAAAAAAGUCAUUUGUCAUUACUUUCCUGCAAGAUGUGUGAGAGAAGAUAUCACCAAUCAUGCAUGAGUGAGUUGGAAGCUCAUAAGGUUCAGUCUCUUGGUUCAGCUUCUUCAUUUUGUGGACCUAAGUGCUUAGAGCUCUUCGAAAAAUUACAGAAGUAUCUUGGUGUCAAAAACGAAAUAGAAGGCGGCUACUCAUGGUCUCUUAUACGUAGGGUGGAUACGGAUUCAAAGUCAAACCCUCGAUUGUCGGCACAAAGGAUUGAAAAUAAUUCAAAGCUUGCUGUCGGGCUGGCUAUCAUGGAUGAAUGUUUUUUGCCCAUAAUUGACAGAAGGAGUGGGGUUAAUCUAAUUCGCAAUGUCCUUUAUAACUGUGGAUCCAAUUUCAACCGGAUUAAUUAUACUGGCUUCUACACUGCUAUCCUAGAGAGAGGAGAUGAAAUUAUAUCUGCGGCAUCUCUAAGGUUCCAUGGUAUGCAAUUGGCGGAGAUGCCAUUUAUUGGAACCAGGCAUAUAUAUAGGCGUCAAGGAAUGUGUCGACGCCUUUUUGAUGCAAUUGAAUCGGCUAUGCGUUCUCUCAAGGUUGAGAAAUUGGUUAUCCCUGCGAUUCCAGACUUCUUGCAUGCGUGGACUGGUAACUUUGGAUUCAGUCCUCUUGAUGAUUCAGUUAGGAAAGAGAUGAGAUCCCUCAACACGCUGGUAUUUCCUGGGAUAGACAUGUUACAUAAACCUCUGCUCCAUGAAGAAAACGUUAUAGAUGUUGUCGUACAUAAGGAUGCCAUGACUUCGGAGAUAGAGACAGAAGAGAAAACAAUCCAAGCCAUGGACACGACUUCCAAGCCGGGUGCUGAUGAAUUGAAGAGACAUACUCCUGGUGAAGAAUGUGGCAUUAGCUCUUUUUCUUGUCAGAUCACAUCAAAACCUGGCGCUAAGCGAUGUGAAGAUACAGGAUCAUCAUGCCAAGAUGUGAACAUAGAAGCUGUUGCGAGGUUGCUUUCCCUGGAAAUCCUACAAGCAUCAGCUGAUUUUCAGGCUGAAAACAAUCUCUCGUCAUCUAUUUCUGGUAAAGGAUCAUCAGAUAUGGGCUCUAUCUCCCAAGAAGCCAAGACUGAACAAAACUCUACAAAUGAAGACGCCAUUCUUUCAUCGUUGUGAGAUGUUCAUUCCAGUGAAAGACCUCUUGUGGAUUUGAUGCUCAUCACCAUCAAGCUUGCAUUCAUCAUAGGUCGAGAUUAGGUGAAUGAGUGAGAGUCCUCAGUUUGACACAUAAUUUGUGAUCAAGUUAAAUAUAGAGUCUAGUUUCUCAGUAAAUCCUACAAGCAUCCACUGACUUUGAGGUUGAAAACAAUCGCUCGUCUCAGUUUGAAAGGGUUGACAAGAGACACGAGGAGCUUCGAGUUGUCUGAUUUCGAGAAGCAAAAACAUGUUCGGUAAAGUUUCCAUUUAGAUCAAGCUCGUGGGAGCUCUCUGGCGCAUUCUCUACUUUGAUCCCAAACAUCGAGUCAUUUCAACAGAGUAGUACCACAAAAAGUAAUGUCAUAUACUCGUAUAGAUCUUAUGUAAUCAUCAUAUCUCGUUUUGUUCUUUGACGUUGGUGUUUACUAUUUUUUUAUAAACUUGGGAUAUUACAAAGUAUAAUGUGCCACCACAUGAUAACAGGUAUUUAGUUAUACUUUCUCCUUACGUGCAACAAAAUAAAAAUGCCCUCCUUGUUAAAA
Messenger RNA from Thlaspi arvense, 4049 nucleotides. The record is from the annotation of a GenBank genome assembly. NCBI's taxonomy places the organism in Eukaryota, Viridiplantae, Streptophyta, Magnoliopsida, Brassicales, Brassicaceae.